UCCGGUGGAGGGCAGCGGGGGGAGGAGGGAAGGAGGAGGAGAAGGAGGAGGAGGCGGGAGCAGCAUCCGGAACGGAGCUGCAGCAGCGCCGCCUUUUGUGCUGCGGCCGCGGAGCCCCCGAGGGCCCAGCGUUCACCAUCACACCAGGGGCCAGAGGCCAUGGCUUGCCUCCAUGAGACCCGAACACCCUCUCCUUCCUUUGGGGGCUUCGUGUCUACCCUAAGUGAGGCAUCCAUGCGCAAGCUGGACCCAGACACUUCUGACUGCACUCCCGAGAAGGACUUGACGCCUACCCAGUGUGUACUUCGAGAUGUGGUACCCCUUGGUGGGCAGGGUGGGGGAGGGCCCAGCCCCUCCCCAGGUGGAGAGCCGCCCCCUGAGCCUUUUGCCAACAGUGUCCUGCAGCUACAUGAGCAGGAUGCAGGGGGCCCAGGGGGCGCAGCUGGGUCACCUGAGAGUCGGGCAUCCAGAGUUCGAGCUGACGAGGUGCGACUGCAGUGCCAGAGUGGCAGUGGCUUCCUUGAGGGCCUCUUUGGCUGCCUGCGCCCUGUCUGGACCAUGAUUGGCAAAGCCUACUCCACUGAGCACAAGCAGCAGCAGGAAGACCUUUGGGAGGUCCCCUUUGAGGAAAUCCUGGACCUGCAGUGGGUGGGCUCAGGGGCCCAGGGUGCUGUCUUCCUGGGGCGCUUCCACGGGGAGGAGGUGGCUGUGAAGAAGGUGCGAGACCUCAAAGAAACCGACAUCAAGCACUUGCGAAAGCUGAAGCACCCCAACAUCAUCACCUUCAAGGGUGUGUGUACCCAGGCUCCCUGCUACUGCAUCCUCAUGGAGUUCUGCGCCCAGGGCCAGCUGUAUGAGGUACUGCGGGCUGGCCGCCCUGUCACCCCCUCCUUACUGGUUGACUGGUCCAUGGGCAUCGCUGGUGGCAUGAACUACCUGCACCUACACAAGAUUAUCCACAGGGAUCUCAAGUCACCCAACAUGCUAAUCACCUACGACGAUGUGGUGAAGAUCUCAGAUUUUGGCACUUCCAAGGAGCUGAGUGACAAGAGCACCAAGAUGUCCUUUGCAGGGACAGUAGCCUGGAUGGCCCCUGAGGUGAUCCGCAAUGAGCCUGUGUCUGAGAAGGUCGACAUCUGGUCCUUUGGUGUGGUGCUGUGGGAACUGCUGACUGGUGAGAUCCCCUACAAAGACGUAGAUUCCUCAGCCAUCAUCUGGGGUGUGGGAAGCAACAGUCUCCAUCUGCCCGUGCCCUCCAGUUGCCCAGAUGGUUUCAAGAUCCUACUUCGCCAGUGCUGGAAUAGCAAACCGCGAAAUCGCCCAUCAUUCCGACAGAUCCUGCUGCAUCUGGACAUUGCCUCAGCUGAUGUACUCUCCACACCCCAGGAGACUUACUUUAAGUCCCAGGCAGAGUGGCGGGAAGAAGUAAAACUGCACUUUGAAAAGAUUAAGUCAGAAGGGACCUGUCUGCACCGCCUAGAAGAGGAACUGGUGAUGAGAAGGAGGGAGGAGCUCAGACAUGCCUUGGACAUCAGGGAACACUAUGAAAGGAAGCUGGAGAGAGCCAACAACCUGUAUAUGGAACUUAAUGCCCUCAUGUUGCAGCUGGAACUCAAGGAGAGGGAGCUGCUCAGGCGAGAGCAAGCUUUAGAGCGGAGGUGCCCAGGCCUGCUGAAGACACACCCUUCCCGGGGCCUCCUGCAUGGAAACACAAUGGAGAAGCUUAUCAAGAAGAGGAAUGUGCCACAGAAGCUGUCACCCCAUAGCAAAAGACCAGAUAUCCUCAAGACGGAGUCUUUGCUCCCUAAACUAGAUGCAGCCCUAAGUGGGGUUGGGCUUCCUGGGUGUCCUAAGGGUCCCCCCUCACCAGGACGGAGUCGCCGUGGCAAGACCCGUCACCGCAAGGCCAGCGCCAAGGGGAGCUGUGGGGACCUGCCUGGGCUUCGUACACCUGUGCCACCCCAUGAACCCGGAGGACCAGGAAGCCUAGGAGGGGGACCCUCAGCCUGGGAGGCCUGCCCUCCCGCCCUCCGUGGGCUUCAUCAUGACCUCCUGCUCCGCAAAAUGUCUUCAUCGUCCCCAGACCUGCUGUCAGCAGCACUAGGGUCCCGGGGCCAGGGGGCCACAAGCGGAGCUGGGGAUCCUGGCUCACCACCUCCGGCCCGGGGUGACACCCCACCAAGUGAGGGAUCAGCCCCUGGCUCUACCAGCCCAGAUUCACCUGGGGGAGCCAAAGGGGAGCCACCUCCUCCAGUAGGGCCUGGUGAAGGUGUGGGGCUUCUGGGAACUGGAAGGGAAGGGACCUCGGGCCGGGGAGGAAGCCGGGCUGGGUCCCAGCACUUGACCCCAGCUGCACUGCUGUACAGGGCUGCCGUCACCCGAAGUCAGAAACGUGGCAUCUCAUCAGAAGAGGAGGAAGGAGAGGUGGACAGUGAAGUAGAGCUGACAUCAAGCCAGAGGUGGCCUCAGAGCCUGAACAUGCGCCAGUCACUAUCUACCUUCAGCUCAGAGAAUCCAUCAGAUGGGGAGGAAGGCACAGCUAGUGAACCUUCCCCCAGUGGCACACCUGAAGUUGGCAGCACCAACACUGAUGAGCGGCCAGAUGAGCGGUCUGAUGACAUGUGCUCCCAGGGCUCAGAAAUCCCACUGGACCCACCUCCUUCAGAGGCCAUCCCCAGCCCAGAACCCAGCUCCCUGCCCAUUCCACACCAGGAACUUCUCAGAGGAAAGCAGGGCCCUCCCAAUUCUGAGGACUCAGACUGUGACAGCACUGAACUGGACAACUCCAGCAGCAUUGAUGCCUUGCGGCCCCCAGCUUCCCUCCCUCCAUGAAAGCCACUCAUAUUCCUUGUACAUAGAGAAAUAUUUAUAUAAAUUAUAUAUAUAUACAUAUAUAUAUAUGCGCCACAUAAUCAACAGAAAGAUGGGGCUGUCCCAGCCGUAAGUCAGGCCGAGGGAGACUGAUCCCCUGACCAAUUCACCUGAUAUUCUAGGGACACUGGCAGCUGUGGAAAUGAAUGAGGCACAGCCGCAGAGCUGUGCCUAAGGGCAAACUGGCCCCUUCCUGCCCCACCCCAUUCCUUAUAUUCAGCAAGCAACAAGGCAAUAGAAAAGCCAGGGUUGUCUUUAUAUUCUUUAUCCCCAAAGAAUGGGGGCGGAGGGAGGGAAGGGUGGGAGGGGCAGGAGAGAAAACCACUUAGACUGCACUUUUCUGUUCCGUUUUACUCUGUUUACACAUUUUGCACUUGGGAGAAGGGAGACUAAGGCUGGGUCCUCCCCUCUGAGGUUUCUCAGGUGGCAAUGUAACUCAUCUUUUUGUUCCUCCAUUGAUCUUCUCUGCCCAAGCCCUGUCUUAGGGUCCAGGGGGAGGUUAGGAGACUGAUAGCAUGUGAUGGCUCAGGCUGAAGAACUGGGGUGCUGUUUAAGUCCCUACUUUCUUCCUGGUGCCUGAUUGGGGUGGGGACUGUCCUACUGUAACCCCUGUGAAAAACCUUGAAAUAUAACCACUCCAUGCAGGCCCA
This is a messenger RNA of Rhinopithecus roxellana (golden snub-nosed monkey), 3521 nucleotides long. It is a transcript of the gene MAP3K12, whose product is annotated as mitogen-activated protein kinase kinase kinase 12. The coding region runs from base 160 to 2832 and encodes 890 amino acids. The record is from RefSeq and is a predicted model, not a curated record. NCBI's taxonomy places the organism in Eukaryota, Metazoa, Chordata, Mammalia, Primates, Cercopithecidae. Gene Ontology annotation, biological process: JNK cascade; protein autophosphorylation. The transcript has 14 exons. Gene Ontology annotation, molecular function: ATP binding; JUN kinase kinase kinase activity.